This is a messenger RNA of Ceraceosorus bombacis, 1309 nucleotides long. NCBI's taxonomy places the organism in Eukaryota, Fungi, Basidiomycota, Exobasidiomycetes, Ceraceosorales, Ceraceosoraceae. The record is from the annotation of a GenBank genome assembly.
AUGAAGUACGGACGCAUCGCUGCGCUGCUUGUUCAAGCUGUCACCUUGGCGACCGCCACACCAGCAGCCCAUGUCGUCAACAGCUCAGCUCCCAUCGGCACACUUCACAUUUUUGGAGAUUCGUGAGUGUUGUGCGAGGAGCGGCGUAGGUGAGCUGUGACCUCUGAUGACGAUUAUUCCAUGUUUAUCUCGCAGCUACACCGAUAGCUGCAACGUCUGGCACCUUCAGCACAGCGACACGCCCACCUUUCCCGGUUGCCCACCUCCCGAUGCGGGAAGAAGCACCGGCGAAAGAGCUUGGCCAGAGUACAUUCGCAUCGAUCAAGGUCAGCGCGAGAGCAGCACCAACGCUUCCAACCCAUCGUCGCCCGGUGGCGAUCCAGUCGCAGGCAGCAAGCAGCAGCAGUGGCUUAUCCGCAACUGGGCGUUCAGCGGUGCUACGUGCGACAACGCCGCCUUUCCCUCUCAAGCUCCCUCGUGAGUAGUCACGGGGACCUGGUCCAGUAUUUCGCUCUGCUCCUGGCUGACCAGAUAAUCGCUCCGCUUGUAGAGUCGUCGAUCAGCUUGCUCUGCUUCAGUCCGGCUAUGGAGCGGUGCCGCCCAUCGGCAAGCCCAACGCCAAGGCGGACGUAGCCCUCUUCCUGAUCGGCACGAACGAUGUCAUCCGACUAGCGUCCAAGAAGCGCGGUAUUGGUGGCUUAUUUCCCUACAACUCCAAAACCACAGUCGCGAGCGAGACGGCCUGCAUUCGUGCUCGCAUCGAGCUGCUGCACGAGCUCGGGCUGCGUCGCUUUAUUCUAAUUGAGAAUACGCCUCUGCAAAACACACCCGUAUUCCGGCAGCUCAAUGCGACUGCGGAAGGAGCAAAGUAUACGCAAGCCAACAAUGGAGAGCAAAAGAAGCUCGCUAAUGAUCUGAACGCGCAGUGGAAAGGCAACGCAGUCAUCGACAUCUUUCCUGCUUAUGCGCUCUUUGACGCCUACUACCGCAAGCCUGAAGAGUAUGGCAUUACGAAUGUGGACACCCCUUGCAACCACACUGCUGCGUGCACGACCAGUCUGUGGCAGGACAGUGAGUCUUGUCGUUAUAGAAUCGAGCUGCAAUGCACGAGCUAAUGCUCCUCAUCUCUCUCCUGUAGCUCUUCAUCCCGCUCCACGUCCCUGGAAGAUUUUUGCUCGCAAGUGAGUCGUUGGUGCAAUUGAACGAGUGAGAAAGCUUAUUGAUCAUUGUCUGCACUCGCAGACUGGUGCGCUUUGUGGCGGGUGUCCGCGGUGACGCUCUCAUCAAGGGUGAUGAAGGCGUUCAAUAA